AUGCACAAGAUCGAGUGCUGUUCAGCCGCCAAAAUCCCCAAACCUCAGCCUUCUAUGGGGCUUCACCUGGCAGAUUUUAGUGUCGAUGUUUCCGACCUGGAGAAGAUGCGGACAUUUCCAAGCUCAGUGCCUCUCCCAGACCUUGAUGGCGACCUGGAAUUCCUGGACUUCUUCGACCCCUUCUUGGGCUUACCUCCAAAGCAACUUGAAGCUUUUGCAGUACCACCGCUCGGCGGCAAUACGGAUGGCUGGUCCCCUCUAGAGAAUUUCUCAGGUUCGAGCCAGGCUUCCAUGCAGGAUUACGGUUUCCAGCAGAGUCGUAUUUCGACUGCGAACGAGACUCCGUCAGUUGACGAUUCAAAUCAAUCGUGGGAAACGGGCAGCCGUGAAAAUUCGCGUGCUAAAGGGCCCACCGGGCCAUGGGACGAGACUCCAGCCCAGGUUUUCAACAUGAAUCGUCCCGAUUCCGAGGGCUAUUCGGGCUACCAAAUUCCACAGACGAAGAAGUACCCCAGACCUCCAACACUUACUUUUUCAGAAGCAAUGCGAAUUCAUCUGCUAAGGGACCUGUCGAGUAGACUCCCUGCUGAAAAAUUGAACAAAUUCCGACUGCCUAGUGCAGCCGCACUCCAAAAAUGCAUUCGAACCUACGUCGAUGCCUUCCACGUUCACCUGCCCAUCUUCCACCUUCAGACUAUGGACUUCGAAACCACACCUUCGCCACUUGUUCUCGCUAUAUGUGCAGUUGGCGCUCUUUAUCGAUUAGAAAGAAAGAUUGCGGCUUCAUUGUACUUGAAAGCAGACCAAGCCCUCGCUGCCGCAGUUGAUGACCGGGGUGAACAUCUCGACAAGAAGCCACGGUUGCUGGAAGAUUGGGUUCGGCCACAACCUCAAUCACCGAAAUCGACGCCGGAAUCAUUGUGGAGGAGUCAAACUCGGUUGCUGCUUGCAAUGCUCAGCUGCUUCAGCGGCGACCCGGAAGUCAUUUCGAAGGCUAUUAUUCGUCUCGGCGACUUCCUCGUGGAUUUUCGUGACUUGGCUCCUACCGUAAAACCGCGCAAAAGCACAGAUAGGUGGCUGAGUUGGCAGGAAUGGGUCGAAAGGGAGAGUGUUAAGAGGUUACUGUACGGUCAGAUAAUGUUUGGCAAUUUGGUCACCAUGACUUACGGGAUUCCCCCCGGAUAUUCCUUGGUUUCUGAUGGUUUCAUCGAAAUGGCCUGCGACCAGUCCCUGUGGGAUGCACUCACCGAAGAGCAGUGGCACGAAGCGGCAAUGCGAAAAGGCCAGAGCUCACGACUCAAUGUCAGAGAGGCAGUGUCGAUGGUCAUGAACGGGAAUUCAGUCAAGACGGUGCCGCAAGAGUGCUGGGAGUGGUCACCCUUUGCAAUCAGCGUGGUGAUAAACGUUAUUUCCAUUCACAUCUGGCACAUCACCCAAGGAUCCUACUUUUUCGGCGACCUCUCUAGUCCUGGACCGUCCAAUGAAACCCAGAAAUCCCAGACUCUCGCCCAAACAGAGGCCGCGCUUUCGAGGUGUCGGGCCCUGAUCACCCAAGCCAGCUCGGAUGCCGACUAUCCGUGGACGGAAGCCGAAACCCCUUUGUUGUUCAAUUGUCUAGCGCUGUUGCGGGUCAGCUAUUGCCGGGCAUUCACAGGACAUAGCGCGGCCGAUUCAAUGGUGUUGCUCAAGGAAAGCCAGGAAGAAUUUAUGACUUCAAUUGAGGACUUUAUCGCGCUACCGCAGAAUCGAGGCAAUCUCGUGGCAAGAGCUGUCGGUCGGGCAUUCGAAGGAAUGCUGAUACCGUACAAGGCGGGAACCCUGCUGAUCAAGAAGACAGCCGCCUUGACCUGGGCGAUCGGGCACGCGUUAGCAGGGUGGGAGGCAGCGCUGUUGGUCACGAAAUGGGUGCAUGCAAUCGAAGUUGAGAUACGAUCAAGUCGUGACUCUGCAUCGAUCAGCGAGCUCGAGACUCAGACGAUGCAAUCCAUCAGAAAUCUGCUGUUGGACUUGGAGGAUGUUCUGGACGAUGGAGCCGGACUCUCACUGGCAGCCAAGCUGGCACGAUACUGGGCUGGCUUCUACGAUGAUACCUGGGUGGUUGCCCAACCCGCAAUUGCCGAGAAGAUGUCGUAUGAAAUGUCAACACAGCAUGCUACCCGAGUAGGAGCCAAGCCAUUCAAUCAUAGUCAAUCCCAAGCUGCCGAAGCAGAGUACGACCGGCUACGAAAUCUCGCACGUCAGGAGGCCGCCAAACGUGCCACGUGCUUCCAGCGAUCCCAAGAAGCAUAUGCGAAUGGCGACGGCGCGGCUGCGCAUGCGCUCUCGCAAGAGGGCAAGGAGCACGGCGCCAAAAUGGAGAUGUACAAUAAACAGGCGGCCGACUUCAUCUUUCGCGAAAACAACGCGGAUGGACGAGUCGCCGCCGACACGAUCGACUUGCACGGGCUGUUUGUCGAAGAGGCGGAAGAGAUCUUGGAACAGAGGAUCCGCUAUGCUCAGAGUCACGGCCAGACACAUCUCCACGUCGUGGUCGGGCGGGGCAACCAUUCCCGCGAUCACGUCCAAAAACUCAAGCCUCGAGUCGAACAGACUUGCCGGGAUCUCGGCUUACAAUAUCACACCGAGUCCAACGACGGCAGGAUAUACAUCAAGCUGGAUGGCAGUCCCGUGGACAUGCAACAUGUGAGCGAUUGGCAGGGCUACCAGACGUAUCCAGGUCAGCAGCAGCAAGCUUGGCAACCUCAACACACUCAGCAACAACAACAGCAACCACAAUAUGGUGGAGGAGAGAAGCAUGGUGGGGGACUGCUGGCCCGGCUCAUCAACAAACUCUUGCGCAUGUUGUGUGGAUGA
Messenger RNA from Fonsecaea monophora, 2853 nucleotides. RefSeq lists its product as hypothetical. The record is from RefSeq and is a predicted model, not a curated record. Gene Ontology annotation, biological process: DNA-templated transcription. NCBI's taxonomy places the organism in Eukaryota, Fungi, Ascomycota, Eurotiomycetes, Chaetothyriales, Herpotrichiellaceae. The coding region runs from base 1 to 2853 and encodes 950 amino acids. Gene Ontology annotation, molecular function: zinc ion binding; DNA binding. The transcript is spliced from 7 exons.